CCCACGUCAAAGCGCAGCCGGGACAUCGAGAGUCGCCGCCGCUUCCUGCCGCUUUCCAAUCUAGACGCAUCUUCGUUUGUACAAGGCAAAUGGCAUCGGAGACCUCAGUACGUGUGUGUGUCCGUGUCCGUCCGUUGAUCCCGAAGGAACGACUGGAAGAUGAACACCUUGCAGUCGAGACGUUCGACAGUCAAAUCAAGGUCGCGAGUCAAACGUUCACGUUUGACCAUGUAUUUGGUCUCGACUCUGGCCAAGAAGACAUCUGGCCCUGUGUGACACCGUUGGUGGACUCGGUGUUUGAGGGGUACAACGCGACCAUCUUUGCGUACGGCCAGACAGGCAGUGGCAAAACGUUCACAAUGGGGAGCGGGAACAGUGCGUUUGUGAGCAAUCCGGACGAGCGGGGCAUCAUUCCUCGCGUGCUCCAGGAGAUGUUUGCUCGCAUUGCUGCCAAGACGGCCGACGGUCGAGGGUACCGAACGGAGCUCAAGUUGCGUUUUCUCGAGAUCUACGGCGAAGAAAUCCGUGAUUUGUUGUCUCAGUUUGGCAACGGGACGUUGGACACGUCGUCCAAGGUUAACUUGAAGGAGAUUCAGAACGGGCAAGUCCAGGUCCAAGGCGCGCGGGAGGAGGACGUGCAUUCUGCCGACGAGUGCAUUCGUUUGCUGGACAAGGGAACGUACUGUCGGACGACGGGGGCGACGGAAAUGAACAGCGAGUCGAGUCGAUCGCAUGCGAUCUUGACGUUGACCAUGGUGCAGUACAUCCCGUACGACACGCUCGUGGCGAAGGACGGCGACGAGAACGCGGCGCCCGAGUACGACGUGCGCUGCUGCUAUUUUAACUUUGUCGAUUUGGCCGGGUCGGAAAAGCAGAAAAUGACCAAGGCGGAAGGGCAGCGACUGAAGGAGGGCAUUGACAUCAACAAGGGGCUAUUCGUGCUCGGGUGUGUCAUCAACGCCCUCGGCGACGACACGAAGCGCGGCCGCGUGCAUGUCCCCUAUCGAGACUCCAAGUUGACGCGCAUGCUGCAAGAUUCCCUCGGGGGCAACAGCCGGACGCUGAUGGUGUGCUGCGUGAGUCCGGCGGGAAAGAACGUGGCUGAAACCAAAAGCUCGUUGAGUUAUGCGAAUCGCGCGCGCAACAUUCAAAACAAAGCCGUGGUGAAUCGCGACGAGCAGUCGAGCAUCGUGGCCGAGCUGCGGCAGCAGAUCCAGUCGCUCGAAGGCGAAUUGUUUGCGUUUCGCCACCCCGGCGCCGACAUGUCCGACCCGCAGGUCCAAGCGGCGGUCGCGACGUCCGACUGGCGCCUCGACAGCUUCAGCUCCCUGCGCCGUCGCACGGAAGGCGCCGAGUCUGAAGUCAUGCGGCUAACGGGUGAAUUGAAGCGAUGGCGCACCGAAAUGGACGCGAUGAAGGAGGAAUUGCUGGCGACGCAGGCCCAACGAGACUACUUUCGCCUGUGCGGCGAAGAGCUCAAGCAGCAGCAUGGUGGUGGCGUCGCCGGAUCGGCGGAAAUGGGCGUGAUCCAAGAGCAUCUUCGCACGAUCCAGGACCUCCAGGACCGGCUGCGGCAGGCCGAGACGGACCGCGACAAGGCGCACGCGCACAGCGCGUCGUCGGGAACGUUGGACUUUGCCUCGUUCGGACUCUUUUCCGCCGACGCUGUGCAGGACGAGCAGCGCUUGAUCGAAAAAGCCGAGCAAGAAAUCAAACGCGAAAACGAGUUGCUCAAGCAGUUGCAGAGCAACGCCGUCGCGAUGCCCCCGCCCGCACCUGCCUCAACCAGUCGCACCACAGGCACCGUGCCGUCAAUGGCAUUGUCGUCGGCAGGACCAUCCGCCGCCGACGACGACGAACCCGUGGGAGACGACAUGGACGAUACCGUUGACCCACCAGAUGAAGACGACACGCUCGAGGCAUCGGCAGAAGCGAGCUCGGAAAUGGCCGAACUGCAGCGAGAGUUCCAGCAACGCCAGCAAGUGCUCGGGGCCACCGUGCAGGACUUGUCCAACAACAUCUCGUUGAAAGAGCAAAUGCUCCAGACGUUGCGGAGAAACGCCGAGGGGUAUGAGCGCAUGCGCGGGGUGUUUGAGGCGCGCGUGAUUGAAAUGGCCGACAAGGAGCGCAGUUACAUGGCGGAGCGGGAUCAACUCACGGCCGAGCUCGACAAGAUGCAGCACCAGACGAGCGACCCGCGGUACCAGCGGCUGUCGUCCGAGCUGCAGAACAAGGACGGCGAGCUCGGCGCGCUGCGCAAAAAGCAGGCCGAGAUGAAGCGCUUCGAGACGAUCAAGCAAAAGAGCGAUGUCCAGCUGCGCGUCCUCACAAACGAAAUCACGGCAAUGAAGAAGCAAAAGGUCGACUUGCUGAAAAAGAUGCAGGGCGACCGGAAAAAGUACGAACUCGAGGCGAGCGAACGCAAGCGCGAGAUCCUCACGUUGAAGCGCGCGCACCUCAAGGACAAGCAGCAGAUUCUCAAGCUGGGGAGUGAAAAGAACGCCCAGGAGCGCGUGCUCAAGCGGCGCGUGGAGGAAGUCGCGGCGGCCAACCGGCGGCUCAAGCAGCAGCAGCUGUUGCUGUCAGCGAACGCCAAGAAGAAGCCGUUGAAACGGUUCAAGUCCAAGGACGAGGAAUGGCUCGCGGAUCAAAUCCAAAAGCUGUCGGACAAGCAAAAAAAGUCCGAGCUGCUGGAAAAGGAGCUCGACAAGCGGGAGAAGAUUGUGCAGCAGAUGGAGCGGCUGCACGGCAUGCGCUCAAAGUUGCAAAGCGAGUUGAAGGCAUCCAUGGACGAGCGCAACGGGUCCAACAUCCGCGACAUUUUGAUCUCCCCGUUCAAGCAACACCUUGAAGCAAGUACCAGCCAGCAGACAGCAACAACAGCAGCCCUGAGCAAGGACGAAGAAGCCAUGCUGGCCGAGCUCGAAGAUCGCAUCGAAGCGUGCCAGACGCAGCUCGAGUACAAGAACGAGCGCAUUUCCGAAAUGACGACAGGUCAAGGUGAUAACGACCAAGGCGACCCGAUGGUCAAAGUCGAAAACUCGUCGCUGCCCGAAGCCCGCACGCUGCUCAAGUUGCUGUUCAAGAUGGCGGUGGAGGUGAAGAGCCAGGAACAGUCCAAGGAAGCCGAGCUGGAGCGGGCGGCGCUGCGGGUGGACGACCUGCAAAAGCAUCUGCGCAUGGAGCGCGAACGCAACAGCGUCAUGCGCCAGACGUACGAGGAGAAGCUGCAGAAGAUGAUUGCCGACGCCAUGACCGAGCCGGACGACGGCCUGAAGCUGGUUCGUAGCGCCGUGGAAGAACGCAAUGCGAUACUGCGCAAACGAUGCGAAGAGCUCGAACUGCACCAAUUGGACUGGCAGAGGCAGACCCAACAACUCGUGCAACGCAACGCCAAGUACCAGCAGAGCAUGGGAACGUGCCGCGAACGCAUCAAGUGGCUCGAGACGCAACUGAACGCGACCAAGCGCGGCGACGCGGGCAACGACGAAGCCGACGACGAAGACCAUCCCGUGAUGGACGACGGAGACGACGAGUUGUUUGGGGACACGAUGAGCGUCGGCAGCGCCAGUUCCGACUCGACGGUCCUCACGACCACCCACGGCCCAAGCAGCACCAAUGGAGGCGCGGACGGAAGUACGUCGUCAAUCUUCAACCGCCUGGCCAACCCAAACAACUUUACGGGCAUCCACCGCCACCGCCUUCAAGAAAACGCCAUGAUCAAGCGCGAAGAAAUCAAGUCCAAAGGCCAACAGCUCCGCUCGAGACGAUUAAAAGACCGCAACGUCCAAGCCGCGCCGUUGUCGUCGUCGAAAUUGCGCCAACCGAACGCGAGCUUUCAGUCCCCUCGCGCCCGCACGCCACGGCCCCGCACCGCGUCCGAGGACUUUGGCACUUACCCUCGUAGCUCUGCCGUGUUGGAUGUGCUGGCUACGAUGAAGCGGGUACAUCUAUGACGCGUAUUUGUAAAAGUGUACGUGGGUCAUCCAUAUGUAUAGGGCAAUGAAGGGGAUGGUGGUCUGGACGAGUUGGAGUUGGAUGAAGGCGACCACUCGGACACAAUGUCCGAAGGCGGGUACGGCAUGGACUCGUCGCCGCGCGGGGGGUUCCGGGGCAAGAAGGAGGUCGACACCAUGUCGGAGGGGUCGCCGCGGGCGUCGUCGGGGGGUCGUAAGAAGGAUGUGUUUUCGAGGCUGAAUGGCCAGUACACGGCGUCGGCGCAGUCGAAACGUCAAGUACACACCGGCUUGCUGUAAUACGGUUAUAGCUUGUGUUGACAUUGGAUUUGUGUAUGCCUCGGGUAGUCGUACUUGGGGGGAAGCGACAAACGACCAAAUCGGGACAAGCAUGACGACAGCCCCGUGCCGGACGAGGGCUCGCGCAUGAUGCCAUCGGCCGCAGCGGGGACGAAGGUGGACCCUCUCACGGGUCAGGAGCGCUUUGUGGUGCAAGUCAUGAACGACCUCAGCAUCAAGACAACCAACAUAGACUCGAGAUAGGAAUACUAUGGACAUGUAUGUAGUAGUCAAGGCAGCUAGCUCGGUAUGGCGUCGUGACGUCGGCAUUGCAAACUUGGCUUGGAACAUGCACAUUUGCAGUGGUCGAGAGCAUCCACGACCCUUUUUGUGCUUGUAUUUGAGAUUCUUAGAAAAAAAUAUAUGAAAUUCAGUAGGCAUUCGUAGUUGUUUUCCUCA
This is a messenger RNA of Aphanomyces astaci, 4694 nucleotides long. RefSeq lists its product as hypothetical. Gene Ontology annotation, biological process: microtubule-based movement; mitotic spindle organization. The coding region runs from base 90 to 3956 and encodes 1288 amino acids. Gene Ontology annotation, molecular function: microtubule motor activity; microtubule binding; ATP binding. NCBI's taxonomy places the organism in Eukaryota, Oomycota, Saprolegniomycetes, Saprolegniales, Verrucalvaceae. The record is from RefSeq and is a predicted model, not a curated record. The transcript is spliced from 3 exons.